AUGGGGGCCAGAAGAGGAGUAAUUGAGGUUCAUGCUGCAUGGUUGCUGGUAAAACAGGAAAUUGGAAAGCAGAAUCUGUCCCUGGGAAGAAAUGAUGUAGUUCAGCUGAAAGAAGCCUACAAGUGGAUAGCUCACCCCCUGUUUUCAGAGGAGCUGGGAGUUCCCACUGAUGGAAAGAGCUUGUUCGAAGUGAGUGUGGUCUUUGCUCAUCCAGAAACAGUUGAAGAUUGCCAUUUCCUAGGUGAAGUUUGCCCAGAUUGUUUCAAACCAGCCAAAAACAAACAGUCAGUAUUCACCAGAAUGGCAGUUUUGAAAGCUUUGAAUAAGAUAAAAGAAGAUGACUUCCUCACGCAAUUUCCUUGUCCUCCAAACUCACCGAAGACUGUAUGCACUGUCCUUGAAGUUGAAUGCACUCAUGGUGCUGUUUUUGUUGCUGGUAGAUACAAUAAAUACUCCAGGAAUCUACCACAAACUCCUUGGAUAAUUGAUGGAGAAAGGAAAAUGGAGUCUUCGGUGGAAGAAUUAAUUUCAGAUCAUCUGCUGGCGGUAUUCAAAGCAGAGAGUUUUAAUUUCUCAUCCUCUGGACGGGAGGACGUAGAUGUGAGAACAUUAGGAAAUGGAAGGCCCUUUGCAGUUGAGCUGCUGAAUCCUCAUCGAGUGCAUUUCACUUCACAAGAAAUUAAGGAGCUGCAGCAGAAAAUUAAUAAAUCAUCUGACAAAAUCCAAGUCCGUGAUUUGCAGCUUGUCACCAGAGAAGCAAUCGGGCAUAUGAAGGAAGGUGAGGAAGGAAAGACCAAGACCUACAGUGCCUUGAUCUGGACGAACAGAGCCAUCCAGAAGAAGGACAUUGGGUUCCUGGACAACCUAAAGGACUUAAAGAUUGACCAGAAAACACCUCUCCGAGUCCUUCACCGAAGGCCUUUGGCUGUGAGAACUCGGGCCAUUCACUCUAUGGAGACACACUACCUAGAUGAGCAUCAUUUUCGUCUGCAUUUGAAGACCCAAGCUGGAACCUACAUUAAAGAAUUUGUACACGGAGACUUUGGGAGAACCAAGCCAAACAUUGGCUCUCUGAUGAACGUGACCGCAGACAUUCUUGAGCUAGAUGUGGAGUCUGUAGAUGUUGACUGGCCACCUGCUCUGGAUGACUAGCUCUCACGUUUGGCAUGAUGUGGACAUCCAGGUGGCAUAUCCUGGAAAACGGCUGUUUACCCACCGUGGCGGUGUCUUCCAAACCACUUGGAUCGUGUUGAUCUGUCCCUAAAGUUCACUGCAGCAUCUCAGGAGCUAUAUGUACACAUAUUUUGUGUUGUGUUGUUCUAAGACUGUCUUAUGUUUUCUCAUUCCCUGUCUCAUGACCAUAAGACCAAAAUAGGAGGAAUCAAACCAUUUUCCUUCCAAAUUCUGUUACUUAGAGAGGCAUAGAGUAGGAGGCACUGUCAGCCAGGAGGGCUAGGACUUCUAGCAUAAUCUCCCAUAGGAGACAAUACCUUUAAAGUUAUUUGCUAAAGCUUUCAGAUCAUCUGAAUAAAUGUUACAACUAGACUCAGUGGAAGAGUGUCCUGUAGUAUCCUAAUAUGUCAAAUGCAAAUCUGAUAUUAAUAUUUUCCCAAUUACCCUCAAUCAAGCUUCUAUUAGAAGUACUUUAAGGAAUGAUUUGUCAUAGUCCUUAUGACUUCAAGUUACUAGACAAUUGAAAAUUGUCAGUAUGUGUCUACUGCAAAAGCAAGUGACACCUUAUCACUGGAGACAUACUCUAGACACUGCCUAUGUCUUUUGUCUUUUAUGUAAGAGAAACAAGUGCCUUCAGUAACUUUUGUCCCAGUGUUUCAAUUAUUUUCUAAUUUCAAAUGUUUUCUAAUUUCUAAUUUCAAGUGGAAUAUCUAACAUUAUAUCUAAUUACCUAAACAAGGAAACAAAAGUUAAAUGACACACUUAGUUACUUUCAUAACCAGGUCUAAAGAUAGUUAAUGGAACUUGGGAGUUAUGUCUCUAGGGUCCUUUUUAUAAACCUUGUCAGGAGCCCCUGCUGCCCCUGUGGAUGACCGUGCCUCCCAAGAAUCCCAGAUAGAUUUACAAAGCCAGGAGGCUGGCUUCGGGAACUUGGAUAUCAAGUAGCACCCCCAAGAAAUGGCUAAUGUAUGUCUUAUAUGAUCUCAUAUAAUUGUCACAUGUAAUGGCAUGGUGAAGAGAGAUCUUAAACAUUGAACCAGAAGAAGAUGAAUUCAUCAUUAAAAAUACCAGAAGAGAAACUCAAUAAAAUUUAGAUUUAAGUAAAACUUUCA
Messenger RNA from Grammomys surdaster, 2285 nucleotides. RefSeq names its product pseudouridine synthase 10 (gene Pus10). NCBI's taxonomy places the organism in Eukaryota, Metazoa, Chordata, Mammalia, Rodentia, Muridae. Gene Ontology annotation, biological process: tRNA pseudouridine synthesis. Gene Ontology annotation, molecular function: RNA binding; pseudouridine synthase activity. The transcript is spliced from 15 exons. The record is from RefSeq and is a predicted model, not a curated record. Bases 1 to 1152 code for a protein of 383 amino acids.